AUAAAUAUACCUGUAGAAAAUUAAAGUAUGUGGCAUGUGUAGGAUCUAGCAUCAAACCCAAAGUCUGCUACUCCUAGUGCUGGUGCCUGGUGGUCAUGCUGAGUUGGCAAUCUUGAUGUCCGAGUGCCUAAUGUGUAUAUAAUUCGGCCAAAGAAGAAAUAUUGUCGGAGCCUGUAUUGCUGUAACCUGUUGGCUACCUCACCAGAGAACCGAUGUACUUAUGAGCCGUCGAAGUAUAUUUGUUUAAAAAAAUAAAUAAACAUAUAAACAAUUGUUAUUAACAAUGGGCGGGCAAAAAUUUCAGUAUGACGAGAGUGGUGGAACGUUUUUUUACUUCUUGCUGUCAUUUCUCGCGCUCAUCCUGGUCCCAGGUACUUACUACCUGUGGCCACGUUGUCCUAAGCCAGAUGCUGAGCAAUUGUCAAGAGAAUGUCAUUGUCCUAAGUGUAAAAAGAAAAAAGAAAUACUAUCGUCGGAUGACAGGUGGAAGGCUACCAGAGCACGCUUGCUGAAGGUUUUUAUUAUUUUAUGCUGGAUCGCUCUUGCCUUCUUGGCCUACAAGGUUUCACAGUAUGACGCUGAAAUGGCUAAUUUUGAUCCUUAUGAAAUUCUUGGUGUCUCAUCGGGAGCGUCUGAAAGAGAAAUAAAAAGAGCAUAUCGUAAAUUAUCAUUAAUACUCCAUCCGGACAAAGAAACUGGUGAUGAAAAAGCAUUUAUGAAGCUUACAAAAGCUUACCAAGCUUUAACUGACGAUGAGGCUCGUAAAAAUUGGGAAAAAUAUGGCAACCCAGACGGACCAGGAGCGAUGAGCUUCGGAAUAGCUCUACCGUCAUGGAUUGUCGAGAAGAAAAACUCCGUGUGGGUCCUAGGACUCUACGCGAUGGUUUUCAUGGUCGCGUUGCCCACCGUAGUCGGAAUGUGGUGGUACAAGAGUAUUCGGUACACAGGUGACCAAAUUUUGCUGGAAACGACAAAAAUUUACUACGCUUUCUUCAACUCUCAGAGGUUGACCACUUUGAAGCGGGUUAUUAUGAUCCUCGGAGCUUCUAGUGAAUUUUCUAAAGAUUCCAAUCCGGAAAUAGUCAUACGGCAGUCUGAUAAUGAAGAAGUACCUUCACUAAUGAAAAAAAUUCAAAAUUUAGGAGAAAAAAAUAAAGAAUUUCCAUUAUGCCGUAAUUAUUCUCUUAAAGCACGUGCAAUUAUUUACGCACACUUAUCACGUAUUCCAUUAAAUCCGGAGACAUUAGAAAAAGAUCGUCAAUAUAUUAUUAAAAAAUGUCCUUAUUUAAUUCAAGAAAUGAUAAUGUGUGUAAAUCAAUUAAUAUUCCUUGCAUACAGUGGUCGAAUCGCCUGUCUACCGACAAUAGAGACAAUUGAAAAUUGCAUGAAACUAAGCCCGAUGAUAGUCCAAGGAUUUUGGGAAUUUGCAAACCCGCUGUUGCAAUUGCCGCACAUUGAAGAGGAGCAUUUAAAACAUUUUUCAGGAAAGAAACGUAAAAUUAAGACACUGCAGCAGCUCGCGCAACUGAAGGGUGACGAAAGGAGACAAAUUUUGCGUAAUUUUACUGAUGAGCAGUAUGAAGACGUUAUGAGGGUACUUGGAAACAUGCCGUACGUUGACUUCAAGGUUCAGUCAGAAGUUAUCGAUGACGACAACCCGACAGUUUACACAGCAGAGGCCGUAGUUACAGUAACAGUGACUCUGUACCGCAAGGAUAUGCGUCACUUAUUCGGCGACGAGAGUGUGAAAGAAAAAACAGUCGAAGAUGAUGAAGAAAAAGACAGCAAUAACGAAGAAGCUGAACCGGCUGCUAAAUCAGCUCUGUGGCGCAAGCAGAAGAAAGGAGCGAAGAAAACGGGGAAGAAGAAGCAGCGCGUCACCAAAAAAACUCCAACAACCAAGCCGAGCAAGUCAGAGAAGCCUGAGAAGUCUCCGAACUCCAAGGAGACUUCUGAGAGCGAGAAGAACCAAAAUGAGAAUCAAAAGGUUGAGAAGAGUGACGUUGCCAGAGAGUCCGGCAGCGAGAGUGAUGCUGAAAGCGAGAAGAGCGAGGAAGAGACCGAGUCCAAGGCUGAGGAGAAGAAAGAGUCCUUUGAGGACGAAGAUGAUGAUGAGUGGGAGAAGUUCCAGCAGAGGAUGAACAAGAGGGAAAAAGUCCUCGAGGGCAGGAGUAAUUUGUCUCACGAAGUUCACUGUCCGAUGUUUCCUGAUGUCAAACAGGAGUACUGGUGGGUCUACAUUUGUGACCGGAAGUCACACACGCUUAUUACCACGCCAGUGCAUGUCACGUCGCUGGUUGACAAGGAAGAAGUCCAAUUGAGAUUCACUGCUCCCAGUUGGCCGAGAGUUUACACUUUCUCUGUUUGUUUGAGGAGUGAUUCUUAUUUAGGAUUUUAUCAGACUCAGGAUAUUAAGCUGGACGUAAAAGAAGCACCAGCAGUCCCAACACAGCACCCACAGUGGGACAUUUCUGAUGAAGAGACUGCCGAAGAAGUAGAUAUCGGUGAUGAACAUUCCGAGUACACGACUGACGAGGACGUCAGUGACAAUGAAUAAUUAAAAUACAAUAAAAAAAAAAAAAAAAAAAAAAAUAAAACUAACAAUUAAUGUGUCUAAUAAAUAAUAAAUUAAGCGUCAAUUUUUAUAAACAAAAGAAAAGUCUAAUGUCACAUCUCUCUAUUGGAAAGACGUGUGUAUCUCCACGUCCAUAUUAUUAUUAUUUAUUAUACUUUUUUCAUUUAUUUUGUACUCGAUCUUUUUCUGUAUAAAGUAUAUGUCAGAGAUGGAUAACGAUAAUAAUAAUUAAUUAUUAAUGACUAAAAUAAUUAUAAUUAUUAUAAUAAUUAAUAUUAAAUAUUUAUAGUUUUAAUGUGGACUUGAAUGAAUACGUGGGCAUAUGCUGUGUGCAUAGUUUAAUAAAAUGGAUCUAUAUAUUAUAA
This is a messenger RNA of Cotesia glomerata, 2940 nucleotides long. It is a transcript of the gene Sec63, whose product is annotated as translocation protein SEC63 homolog. The transcript is spliced from 10 exons. Gene Ontology annotation, biological process: post-translational protein targeting to endoplasmic reticulum membrane; SRP-dependent cotranslational protein targeting to membrane. Bases 284 to 2557 code for a protein of 757 amino acids. The record is from RefSeq and is a predicted model, not a curated record. Gene Ontology annotation, cellular component: Sec62/Sec63 complex. Lineage: Eukaryota; Metazoa; Arthropoda; Insecta; Hymenoptera; Braconidae. Gene Ontology annotation, molecular function: RNA binding; transmembrane protein transporter activity.